ACCUUUGCAUCAGCAAACGAAACCAAACCUCUCUCUCAUCCGAACAAGCAAAAAUAAUGUUUCGGCUACCGUUCGUUGUGGUCGGGCUACUGCUCUUCGUCUCUUCUCCUCUGACUCUCUGUCUAAACCAAGACGGCCUUUUUCUCCAGCAAGUCAAGGGCAGCCUCUCCGACCCUACUCACUCCCUCUCCCACUGGAAUGACCGCGACGACACCCCUUGCAACUGGACCGGCAUCGCCUGCGACCCUGUCACUCUUCGUGUCACCUCCGUCAACCUCUCCUCCUUACAGCUCGCCGGUCCCUUCCCCAUCUUCCUUUGCCGCCUUCCCUCUCUCAUCUUCCUCUCUCUCCCCGACAACUUCAUUGGCUCUUUCCUCACCCCCAAUAUCUCCUCUUGUCAGUCUCUCCAGUACCUCGACUUGGCAGAGAACCUCCUGGUUGGUCCCAUCCCAGAUACGCUCUCUCAGAUCCCGAAUCUACGGCAUUUGAACCUCUCCUCUAACAACUUCUCGGGAGGUAUUCCUGCCAGUUUUGGAGAGUUUCGGCGACUCGAAACGCUGAACCUGGCUUCUAACUUCAUAAACGGUUCGAUACCCACUUCUCUUGGCAACAUUUCAAGCCUGAAAGAGCUUUCGCUUGCUUAUAACCCGCUCUUGCAGAGUCCGCUACCAAGUGAACUCGGUAACCUGACGAGUCUUGAGCUGAUUUGGCUCCGAGCAUGUGACCUCGUGGGUAAGAUUCCGGCGAGUAUUGGUCGGCUGACCCGCCUUACAAACCUCGAUUUGUCCAAGAACCGACUCACAGGCUCAAUCCCGAGCUCUAUCACGGGCUUGAAAAGUAUCGUCCAAAUCGAGCUAUACGAAAACUCACUCUCUGGCGAGUUACCUUCGGGGAUGUCGAACUUGACAAAUUUGUUGAGAAUAGACGUCUCGGUGAACAAUAUUAUGGGGACAAUUCCGGAAGACUUGUGCGGCUUACCACUCGAAUCUUUCAAUCUCAACGAAAAUCGCAUCGAGGGGUCUUUACCCGAGAGCAUAACUCGGUCAGUAAAUCUGUACGAACUCAAACUCUUCAACAACAAACUCAGUGGUUCAUUGCCGAGCCAACUCGGCAAGAACUCGCCCUUGCGGAUCCUUGACCUUUCGUACAAUGGAUUUUCCGGCGAAAUUCCAAGCCAUUUGUGUGAUACUGGUGCGUUAGAAGACCUUAUUCUGAUAGCCAAUUCAUUUUCUGGGAAAAUUCCUGAGAGUCUGGGAAAUUGCCAGAACUUAAGCCGGGUCCGGUUAAAGCACAAUGAGCUCUCGGGCACGGUUCCUGAAAAAUUAUGGGGCUUACCCCAUGUGUACUUGCUUGAGCUCGAGGAGAACUCACUGUCUGGAGACAUUUCUACAAUGAUUUCUGGUGCACAUAAUCUGUCUCAGUUGAAGAUUUCGAGUAACAGUUUUUCAGGUUUGAUACCCGAGGAGAUUGGCUCACUCGGAAAUCUUAUUGAAUUUUCGGGCAGUAAUAAUAUGCUAACGGGUCAAAUCCCCGGAAGUUUGGUGAAGUUGAGUGAAUUGGGCAAGCUUGAUCUUAGCGAUAAUGAGCUUUCGGGCGAGAUUCCGGUGGGAAUCCAAGCCUGGAAGAAGCUCAAUGACCUUAAUUUGGCCAACAACAGGUUAUAUGGUGAAAUUCCAAGUGAAAUUGGGGGCUUGCAGGUGCUUAAUUAUCUUGAUCUUUCCGGGAAUCGGUUUUCUGGGAAAAUCCCACUUGAGUUGCAAAACUUGAAGCUCAGUUUGCUGAAUUUGUCGAAUAAUAGGUUGUCCGGGAGCCUUCCUCCUGUUUAUAACCAUGAGAAUUAUAGGAGUAGCUUUGUGGGCAAUCCGGGCUUGUGCGGUGACCUUCCUGAUCUUUGUCCUGGGAUUGGUAGAAGUAAGAAAAGGGUCGAUUUUUGGGUUCUCGGAUUAAUCUUUGGGCUUGCGGCCAUCGUUCUUGUUGUUGGGGUGGUGUGGUUCUAUUGGAAGUACCGGACUUUCAAGAAGAACAAGAGAGGAAUUGCAAUGUCUAAGUGGAGGUCAUUCCAUAAGCUUAGUUUUAGUGAAAUCGAAAUUCUCGAUUGUCUUCGUGAAGAUAACGUGAUUGGUAGUGGAGCUUCAGGGAAAGUUUAUAAGGUUGUGCUUAGCAAUGGUGACGUGGCAGCGGUGAAGAAAUUAUGGGGAGGAACAAAGAAAGAAUAUGGGACUGUUGAUUCUGAGAAAGAUGAGUUUAAAGCUGAAGUUGAAACAUUGGGAAGGAUUAGGCACAAGAAUAUUGUGAGGUUAUGGUGUUGUUAUGACACUGGGGAUUGCAAGCUUCUGGUGUACGAAUACAUGCCCAAUGGAAGCUUGGGGGAUGUAUUGCGUAGUCGCAAGGCAGGCUUGUUGGAUUGGCCAACAAGGUAUAGAAUUGCUCUGGAUGCGGCUGAGGGGCUCUCUUAUCUGCAUCAUGACUGUGUUCCACCCAUUGUUCAUAGGGACGUUAAAUCGAACAAUAUAUUGUUAGAUGGAGAGUUUAGAGCUAGAGUUGCGGACUUCGGAGUUGCUAAAGCUGUAGUAACAGUCAGUAAAGGGGAGGAAGCCAUGUCUGUGAUUGCAGGCUCUUGUGGCUACAUUGCUCCAGAAUAUGCUUAUACACUUCGCGUGAAUGAAAAGAGCGACAUUUAUAGCUUUGGAGUGGUCAUUUUGGAGUUGGUAACCGGUAGGCUCCCAACUGAUCCUGAGUUUGGAGAGAGAGAUUUGGUAAAAUGGGUCUGCACCACAUUAGACGGGAAAGGAGUCGACCAUGUAAUUGACAGUAAUCUCGAUUCCAAGUACAAGGCAGAGAUAGGCAAAGUUCUCGACAUUGGCCUCAUGUGCGCUGGCAUACUUCCCAUUAACCGCCCUUCAAUGCGAAAGGUGGUUAAAUUUUUGCAGGAGGCUGUCGCAGAGAACAAGACAAAGAUAGCUAAGAAGGAUGGGAUGCUCUCCCCGUAUUAUUACGAAGAGGCCUCUGAACAAAGAGCAGGAAAAGAACAGAUUGCAGCUGAUGAGAGAGAGAUGGAGAGGGAGAUUUCUGCAUGAUAUUCCCACUUCGAAAAUGAUAUGGUACCUUCAGCGAGGCACCAGAUUUGUACGUUCAUAGAAUGUAGCCAUUUUACUACCCUGGUUCUCCCCUCCUUUGUUAGGCGACUGUUAGAUAUAAGUCAUGUUAAAAAUUCCCAGAAAUGAAAACCUAUUUUCCCGGCAGCAAAUGCAAUGAUCCUAUAAUACGUGAA
Juglans microcarpa x Juglans regia is the source of this 3271-nucleotide messenger RNA. Its product is annotated as receptor-like protein kinase HSL1. The transcript has 3 exons. Gene Ontology annotation, molecular function: protein kinase activity; ATP binding; receptor serine/threonine kinase binding. The record is from RefSeq and is a predicted model, not a curated record. Bases 57 to 3077 code for a protein of 1006 amino acids. NCBI's taxonomy places the organism in Eukaryota, Viridiplantae, Streptophyta, Magnoliopsida, Fagales, Juglandaceae. Gene Ontology annotation, biological process: protein phosphorylation.